This is a messenger RNA of Fibroporia radiculosa, 417 nucleotides long. RefSeq lists its product as uncharacterized. The transcript is spliced from 4 exons. Gene Ontology annotation, cellular component: mitochondrial inner membrane; mitochondrion. NCBI's taxonomy places the organism in Eukaryota, Fungi, Basidiomycota, Agaricomycetes, Polyporales, Fibroporiaceae. The record is from RefSeq and is a predicted model, not a curated record. Bases 1 to 417 code for a protein of 138 amino acids. Gene Ontology annotation, biological process: mitochondrial respiratory chain complex IV assembly.
AUGACCGACUCUCCAUCUGAGUCCCCCUCCUCAUCUCCCAAGAAAGUUGUUUUCCAAACCAAUUCCACAGGAGACUACUGGACAGAUGUCAAGGAGGCUGUGAAGAGAAUAUCAUUCUGGGAUGACUUGCAAAAGAUUGGCGAGAUCCCCUGUGCACGGAGUAGCCUUCUCAGUGGCAUUGCGAGCGGUGCUGGUGUAGGGGUCAUUCGCGGACUGAGUGCUGGUCCUUUCGUCGCGUCCAACUGGGCAGUGGGCACGUUCAUGCUCAUCUCAUUGGGCACAUGGGUAAAUUGCCGUAGGUCAAGGGAUGAAGAGCGUCGACGGAUUCAGCAAGUCGUAGAGCAAAUUCCAAAACGAUUUGCCAAGAAGCAAGAUGAUCCGACUUCGCAGUCAGAUACAAAUACAUCUGCAUCCUGA